This is a messenger RNA of Alternaria atra, 327 nucleotides long. RefSeq lists its product as uncharacterized. NCBI's taxonomy places the organism in Eukaryota, Fungi, Ascomycota, Dothideomycetes, Pleosporales, Pleosporaceae. The transcript has a single exon. The record is from RefSeq and is a predicted model, not a curated record. Bases 1 to 327 code for a protein of 108 amino acids.
AUGGUUGCCACUAUCCAACGGGCGCGGAAGACACUACAAUGCCACGAUGUCGACAAGCGUGGAUAUCUCAUUCUGCAAGUGCGGCAUCACUGGGAUACUUCAGAACUCACACAACUCCUACGCGGCGCCCAGGCAUUAGGCCGGGACGAGAUCAAAGGCUUUGCACUUGCUCAAGGAGACGCCGACUGUCUACACGCGCAGGUAGCCGCAGAUAUCUCGCUCGACCUCUGCGACGUGGAUGGGUUCAGCGCAGCUGGUGUAUCCCAGCAGUUCAAGGAAGAGUUCGAGGAGUGGAUAGCAAGCCCCCCGACCGCGUUCGAUACCUGA